GCGACGCGGGAAUGGCUCCCUGGCCGCACGGGAACAGCUCUCUGGCCCCGUGGCCAGAUGUCCCCACCCGGGCGCCCAAUACUGCCAACGCGAGCGGGCUGCCCGGGGUGCCGUGGGCGGUGGCACGCGGGGCGCUGUUGGCGCUGGUCACCGUGGGGGGCAACCUGCUGGUAAUCGUGGCCAUCGCCCGGACGCCGAGACUCCAGACCAUGACCGACGUGUUCGUGACUUCGCUGGCCACAGCCGACCUGGUGGUGGGGCUCCUGGUAGUGCCGCCGGGGGCCGCGUUGGCGCUGACCGGCCGCUGGCCCCUGGGCGCCACCGGUUGCGAGCUGUGGCCCUCGGUGGGCGUGCUGUGUGUGCCCGCCAGCAUGGAAACCCUGUGCGCCCUGGCGGUGGACCGCUACCUGGCCGUGACCGACCCGCUGCUAGGCGCGGGGGUCACCAAACGCCGAGCCCGGGCAGCAGUGGUCCCGGUGUGGGUCGUGUCCGCCGCGGUGUCGUUUGCUCCCGUCAUGAGCAAAUGGUGGCGCGUCGGGGCCGGCGCCGAGGCGCAGCGCUGCCGCUCCAGUCUGCGCUGCUGCGCCUUCGCCUCCAACAUGCCCUACGCGCCGCUCUCCUCCUCCGUCUCUUACCUUCCGGUCCUGGUGACGCUCUUGGUCUACGCGCGAGUCUUCGCGGUGGCUACGCGCCAGCUGCGCUUCCGGCGCCGGGAGCUGGGCCGCUUCCCGCCAGAGGAGUCUCCGCGGGCUCCGUCUUGCCCCCUGUCCCCCGCCCCGGCGGGGCCGCGCGCCUGGCCCGCAAGGGUGCCCUCCCAUGGCCGGCGGCCGGCGCGCCUUCUGCCUCUGCGAGAACACCGCACCCUGCUCGCCUUGGGGCUCAUCAUGGGAACCUUCACUCUCUGCUGGUUGCCCUUCUUUGUAGUCAACGUGCUGCGCGCCCUCGGGGGCCCCUCUCUAGUGCCCGGCCCGGCUUUCCUCGCCCUUAACUGGCUAGGCUAUGCCAACUCUGCCUUCAACCCGCUCAUCCACUGCCGCAGCCCUGACUUUCGCAGCGCCUUCCGCCGCCUGCUGGGCCGCUGCCGGCCCCAGGAGCACCUCGCCGCCGCCUCCCCGCCCCCGCGGCCCUGACCAGCCCCGCAGAAUCCAGGCAGCGCCCACCGCUCGACUGAUUUCUUGUCACCUCUUGGGCUGGCUUUGACUAGAAGACUAGAGGCCCCCCAAAGCCCUCGGGCUCAGCUUUGGUUUCUUUGAAAGAUUUGAUAGCUGUGAAGGUGAGAAUCCACUUCUGGGAUGAAGGCUAGACAGGCUCAGGAAUGUGGCUUCCUGGGGACUUUCUUAGGCCUUGAAGAAACAACUCCAUUGAUCCAGAACCUUUGGAGAGCCUCUGGCCUGCUGGGAAUGAGCCCUGUGGAGCUUCCCAGCUGGAAAACGAUGCCCUCCGGAACCUGACCACUGGGCCAUGAGAGGGGGAGGGGGUCUGGCUUGGGAGGGGGAAUCCUUACCAAGUGGGUUUUCACCAUUCUCUCUCUCUCUCUCUCUCUCUCUCUUUCCUUCCGAGAGAUGUUUUCUAAACCCCACCCCUGAACUUCACCACGACCUCAGCAGCUUGAGAAUCUGGCCCCCCUUGCAGCAGCUGGGCUGGCUUUGGCUGGGCACCCGUCCCCUUUUGCUCACUUGUGUGCUGUGUGCUUAGGGCAAAGAGAGCACCCUCGUUCCAUUCCUUCUGCCACCUAGACCCUGAUGAACCAGUCAGUGUACUGGAGGCCCUGGCGACCCAGGCUGAGAAGAAGCAGCUAGAAAAGGUCAAGGUUUGGGGUUUGGUUCCUGGCUCCCUCACUACAGCCCUCUAAGCUCCAGCCUCCCUCACUUUAGACACAGGACAGCUCUGAUCUACCUCACAGCAGGGUCAGAAGAACUACUUUAGAGUUUUGGGGGGCUCCUGGGUUCGUGGGAAGGUGAACCAUUCGAAUGGAUCCCUUCUUUUCCUUUUAAAAUCAAAUUAAUAAAUAUUACUGAAUGCAGUUUAUCCAUUGCCCUC
Physeter macrocephalus (sperm whale) is the source of this 2040-nucleotide messenger RNA. RefSeq names its product adrenoceptor beta 3 (gene ADRB3). The record is from RefSeq and is a predicted model, not a curated record. Gene Ontology annotation, biological process: norepinephrine-epinephrine-mediated vasodilation involved in regulation of systemic arterial blood pressure; adenylate cyclase-activating adrenergic receptor signaling pathway. Gene Ontology annotation, cellular component: plasma membrane. Lineage: Eukaryota; Metazoa; Chordata; Mammalia; Artiodactyla; Physeteridae. Gene Ontology annotation, molecular function: epinephrine binding; beta3-adrenergic receptor activity.